AUGACUUAUUCAGCCCCAGACAUCUUAGCAUUGCUCACUGGGACUGGGCCAGACCAGCAGAGAUUGCCCCCCAGUAUCCAGGUGGGUCCGCGGGUGAUGAAGUUUCAGGUGGUGGACGGGGCACAGCCCUCUCUGAAGGAUGGCGCCGCCCUGGGGGUGGACGGGGCACAGUACAGGAUCUACACCAAUGGCUCUCUGACCUUAGGUCAGGUGGGGCUGAGUGACGAGGGAAACUACACCUGUGUGGUCACUAACAUCGCUGGACGUGACCAGGCCAAUGUUCAGCUGCAGGUGAAAGGCACUCCUACCCCCAUUAUAAAGUGGUUGCGUAACGGUCAGGAGCUGACGGGGAAUGAGCCCGGUCUGACCAUCAUGGAGGAUGGAGCCCUCCUCAUCCUGGCAUCGGUGUCUCAGCUGGACAACGGAGAGUAUGUCUGCACUGCCGCCAACAAGGUUGCCACCACCAAGAAGCAGUACCAACUCAAAGUCAACGUUCCCCCAGAUCUCCACGACAAUGAGUCACCGGGCAACGUGUCUGUGGUGCUGAACCAGACCACCAACCUUGUGUGUGAUGUCACAGGAAGUCCUGCCCCCAUCAUCACCUGGUACAAGGAUUGUUUUCCUGUAGGUGAACCAGGGAGAAAGAGGCAAAGCGAGAGGUUUUACUCUGCCCAAAAUCUGUCCACGAAAAAUAAGCCCAUGAAUUGAGGAUUUUUUUAAUGGAGGUCAAUUACAGUGCCAAAUUUGUCAACCAAAAAUAUUAUUGCUCAUUUUCUACAUGAGGCUUAUUUGAUUGAAUAUACGUUUUGUAGUGGUUAGGUUGUUACAAAUGCACUGAUAUAAAAUUGACUUUAUAUCGGAGUUGUGUUGUCAUAGAGAUAGAUCAUGGAUAUAACCCGUUUUAACGAGGACAUUACCAUUGAGAGCUUCCACAUUUUACUGGGUUGGAAUUCCUAUGAGUUGGGAGCAAUCAGCCAAUGAAGAACGUCUGCCCAUGCUGUCACAGACGCUAUAAUGGCACAGAU
Messenger RNA from Salvelinus sp. IW2-2015, 1025 nucleotides. RefSeq names its product neural cell adhesion molecule 1-like. Gene Ontology annotation, cellular component: plasma membrane. The record is from RefSeq and is a predicted model, not a curated record. NCBI's taxonomy places the organism in Eukaryota, Metazoa, Chordata, Actinopteri, Salmoniformes, Salmonidae. Gene Ontology annotation, biological process: homophilic cell-cell adhesion.